CAAAAUCAUUUUAUUUUUCUAGCUUAUUACCCCGCCAAUUGAAUCACAAUUGCGAUCACGUGCAGCCCCUCCACGACUCACUUCCCAGCCUUCCAACUUUCUGAGACAUCCUUUCUAUCAACCUUCACUUUGUCACAUUUCGCCUUUUGCUUGAGUUCUGAGCGAUUGGACAUAGGAGCGACGAUGUCGGGUGACAAUUCAGGUCUGGAUACGCCAGAGAGGCCGAGGCAUCUGUUACAUUUGGAGGCUAGCCAGGAGAUGCUUGCACAUGCGGGGGAGGAGGUUGUGAAUAGGGGGAAAGCGAUGUGGGCAGGAUUCUCGGACUUCGCACUUCAAGAUAAUGUCUUAGAAGUAGCUGUUGGUUUGAUAAUAGCAGCAGCCUUCACGACAGUGGUAACCAGUUUCGUCUCCGAGAUACUUCUCCCGCCGCUCUCCCUAAUCCCCGGCAUAAACCGCAACAUGGACUCCAAAUUUGCGAUCCUGCGGCGGGGACCCAACUUCAACAAAACCGAUGGAAUCGGGUACAACACCCUCGAGCAAGCUGCUGCUGAUGGAGCGGUGGUUAUGGCUUACGGAGCAUUUUUGAACAAGAUCGUAAAUUUCCUCGGCGUAGGAUUUGCGCUCUACGGCGUAGCGGUCGUGUACGAGAUGUUCAACCAAAGCGGUGAUCCCAUCAUCAAGCACAUGGUGAAGUGUAAAUACUGCCGCAAACGCAUCUCCGUCAAGGCGAAGAGAUGCGUGAACUGUACGAGCUGGCAGGACGGCCGCGAGGAGAAGAUUGCUGAAUCUGGGGAUCUGUUGCGCUGACUCGGCUCACUGUCACCUCGAUUCCACUUCCCUCCCUUCCAGGGACUCCAUCUCGCUGCGUUGAACUUGUACAUCUGUUGAUACUUAAUAUGGGAGGCUGCUUAUUUGCGUUACGUUGAUGCGUUGAGAAGAUACCACGGGGAGGUUGCUAGCAAUGAAGUUGAAUAUGCAUUGACCUUGGAUGGAGUACAUAACACGGAUACAAUAUAUAUUGAUUCCUACAUCCCCCACCCCAGUCUCUCCCCUUUUAUUUUCCUAAUUUUUUUUUAACACACACAGCCACGCUAGAACUCAAUCUUC
Hyaloscypha bicolor E is the source of this 1107-nucleotide messenger RNA. Its product is annotated as putative ion channel. The coding region runs from base 184 to 807 and encodes 207 amino acids. Gene Ontology annotation, biological process: intracellular water homeostasis; monoatomic ion transport. The record is from RefSeq and is a predicted model, not a curated record. Gene Ontology annotation, molecular function: mechanosensitive monoatomic ion channel activity. The transcript has 5 exons. NCBI's taxonomy places the organism in Eukaryota, Fungi, Ascomycota, Leotiomycetes, Helotiales, Hyaloscyphaceae.